Messenger RNA from Knipowitschia caucasica, 486 nucleotides. The record is from the annotation of a GenBank genome assembly. Lineage: Eukaryota; Metazoa; Chordata; Actinopteri; Gobiiformes; Gobiidae.
AUGACCUACAAAAGUAACCUAAGCUUUGCCUUAAGGAGGAAUGACGUUGUGGAGACAGCACCACCAAUAAGCUCUCUGAUUCAACGUUGGCCUGCACUCUUUACUAAUGAGCAGAUUUGCCUGGAAUUCAAAAGGAUUGUGGGAAAAGACCUGCAGCAGGAGUUUUAUUCUGCCCUUGAUGAUCACCGUACCUGUCUUAUGGAAAUCUUUAAAGCGAAGAGGGGCAACGUGGGCGAACAUUUGGCACAGCUUUUGCAGCAAAUGCAGUCACUGGAUCCCACAGAAAAAAGGACUGUCGCGCUAAGAGGGCUUCCACACCUACUCGGAGACAAUCCCACUGAGUUCUUCAAAUCAAGCUCUGAUGGUGAUGAGUCCUUUGGCCAAAUGGAUGUUGGAAUCUUGCUGGUGAAUCCUGAAGACGAGGAGAUGAACAGUACCUGUCUGGUCUUUGUGCCCAUUCUAACUUCACCCCAUUUGGAGCUAUAG